Molecule: messenger RNA, 717 nt
Organism: Neocloeon triangulifer
Lineage: Eukaryota; Metazoa; Arthropoda; Insecta; Ephemeroptera; Baetidae
Product: PITH domain-containing protein GA19395
Exons: 5
Coding region: 70-702 (210 amino acids)
Cellular component (GO): nucleus
Source: RefSeq, a predicted model, not a curated record
UCGAGGCGUGUAAACAAAACAAAAACUUGUCACUGGUUUUUCUUCAGUCCGGCUCCUCAAGCUCUAGAAAUGUCCGAACACAGACAUGGACACAGCUGCGAGGGUGAGCACCAACACGACGAGUCUCCCGAGAUGGGGGUGCAGUACAGUCUGUACAUGAAGAUCGACAAGGAGAACAUGGAAUGCUUGAACGAGGCGGCCGAGAACUCUGGGAAGGACGUUUUCAAGCCUUGGGAGGAAAGACUGAACUUUGAAAAAUUUGUUGAAAGUGACUGCGACGAGGAACUGCUCUUCAAUAUUCCGUUUACUGGAAAUAUAAAAUUGAAAGGAAUCAUCGUUGUCGGUGCUAAUAAUGACUCUCAUCCUGCCAAAAUGAAAUUAUUUAAGAAUAGACCCAAAAUGACCUUUGAUGAAGCUGCAGUGAAGGCUGACCAAGAGUUUGAGAUGCAAAGAGACACCACAGGGCGCCUCGAGUAUUCAACAAAAGUUGUGACUUUCUCAUCUGUGCACCACCUGAGCAUCUAUUUUCCCAAAAACUUCAGUGAUGGCGAGGAGUCGACACAAAUUUACUACAUUGGUCUGAAAGGAGAAUUCAGCGAAGCUCACAGACACGGAGUGACAAUUUGCAAUUACGAAGCCUGGGCCAGCCCCUCAGAUCACAAGGUUGAUCAGGGUGACACUGUGUCAAGGAUGAUUCAAUAAAUUAUUUCUUGUAAA